Aplysia californica (California sea hare) is the source of this 1023-nucleotide messenger RNA. RefSeq lists its product as uncharacterized. The record is from RefSeq and is a predicted model, not a curated record. Lineage: Eukaryota; Metazoa; Mollusca; Gastropoda; Aplysiida; Aplysiidae.
CAGUGACCACGGCAAGCCUUUGCGAGAUGCCUCUUCAUUCUAUUGGCUAAAGCAAAACAUCCACGUAUACAGGAGGACCGAUCCGUCGACUUUUCAAGAGGAAGACGUUUGAAGUACCCAAAGACAUCGCCAUUCCAAUUUCCAGCGCCAUAAUAAUAAUAAUAAUUCUGGACAUUGUGGUGAAAUCAGGCGAUCAUCUAAAUAACGGAAUCGAAGAAACCAACACUUUUUCCGUACAUUGUGUAAAUUGUUAUUGAAUUUUUUGUUUUGGGCUCAACUCUUUUUAUGUACUUUUAAAUAUACAAUCCUGCUUGGAUUUUACUGAAAAAAACUUUGAUCAAAGACACACAAAAAAGAAAAUUUGAGUUUCCAAGAACAUUACAUAAGUUGAAAGUCACCAUAUUUUGGCGGUCAUUUUCUUAUUAUUAAUUUUACCCCUAAUACCAAACUAUCUCACCUCCUUGAAUCGCAGAUAUCUCGACUUCUGUUAAAGAUACAUGGGUAUUUUUUCCUUUUAAACCAAGGAUAUUGAAACAGAAUUUAAGAUUAUGCCGAUAGCUCCAUAUACUCCCAAAACGGACGAGCGCCUGAUGUCACCUUGUUGUGAAGCAUUGGCAUUACACUUGUAUUGAUAUUUGAAGCAUCGACGUGUUAAUAUAUUAUGUGUGUGUAUACCUGGACAAAGGACCCAGAUGUCAUCAAAGCUAUUUUUUGAGCAAAGGUGUGAGAAUACUUUUUUUUUUUUAAGAAAAGAAAAGAAAAAGCCCCAGCGGGUCAAAAAAUUUAGUUCCAUUAAAAUGCACACGUUAAACCAUUUCUUAAAACAUGUUGAAAGGAUUUUAUAAUAUUAAUUGGAGUCUAAAUAAUUUUAAUUAAUUAUUUUUGAAACGUGUUGUACUUCACCAAAAGUUCAAGCUGUGUUACAAGGUUUUUCUCCAAGCUUUGUUUCUACUCCCUGAGUUACAAAUUGUGACAUAUCUAUAAAACUAAUUAAGAUAUUUGAAAGAAAUAAAAUUAAAAAAA